Messenger RNA from Suncus etruscus (white-toothed pygmy shrew), 1856 nucleotides. It is a transcript of the gene LRRC56, whose product is annotated as leucine rich repeat containing 56. NCBI's taxonomy places the organism in Eukaryota, Metazoa, Chordata, Mammalia, Eulipotyphla, Soricidae. The transcript is spliced from 12 exons. Gene Ontology annotation, molecular function: protein binding. The coding region runs from base 1 to 1668 and encodes 555 amino acids. The record is from RefSeq and is a predicted model, not a curated record.
AUGAGGCCACAGGCCAGGCCCGAGGCUGACCCAGGGCUAGAGCAGGGGAAGGGGAAAGGCUCCAGAGCAGAGGCUUCUGGGAAAGUUGGAUUCAUGGACCAGGCUUGCAACCACAUCCCUGGGCCUCGGCCCAGCACGGCCAGCAUCCGAGUACGAGAGCUGGGCUGGCAGGGACCACAGAACCCCUGUCCGCAGAUCCAGGGUGUGGGGAGCCCCCAGGGCAGCCCCGGAGAGGAGCUGAUGGAGCAGGUUCUGUCACCCACCCGGCUGAAAGCUGUAGCCCAGGUGGAUGACCUGCGCCAGGUGAGCCGGCUGGAGCUGUGCGUGGACACUCUUGAGAGCAGCCUGGGCAACUUCGGGCUGCACCUACCCAACCUCAGGCAGCUGAAGCUGAACGGGAGCAGGCUGGGGUCCGUGAGGGACCUGGGCACCUCCCUGGGCCACCUGCAUGUGCUCUGGCUGGCUCGCUGUGGCCUGAGUGACCUGGACGGCAUUGGUUCCUUUCCAGCGCUGAAGGAGCUGUACAUGUCCUACAAUGACAUCUCGGACCUCAGCCCCCUGUGCCUGCUGGACUCGCUGGAAGUGCUGGACCUGGAGGGCAACAGUGUGGAGGAGCUGGGCCAGGUGCGCUACCUGCACCUGUGUCCGAGGCUGGCCACGCUCACUCUGGAGGGCAACCCCGUGUGCCUGCAGCCCGGCCCCGGGCCUCCCUGCCAGAAAUCCACCGAGUACAAUUACCGCGCCGAGGUGCGGCGCCUCCUGCCGCAGCUGCAGGUGCUGGACGAGGUACCAGCCGAGCACACGGAGCCCACCGGCGCGAGGCUGGACGCGGACUGGCUCCUGGUGAAGGAGGCCAUCAAGGCGAGCGGACUCCGCGGGCUGGGGAGGCCCUUCUGCAGACUUAGCCCUGAGCAGCCCCAGGGGCCCAGGCUCGGGCCACGCGCCCUCCAGGGCCCCAGAGCCCCGCUGGCUGCAGGCUGGCUCCCCGAGGACCCCGGGCCAGAGGAGGACGCCAGCAGCCUCACCCACGGAGCCGGGCCCCUGCUCUGUGGAAACCCCAGCAAAGGCCUGCGGGAGCGGCGGCAUCGGUGCCAGACCUGGGAGUCCCCAGAGCAGCGGCCACUGAGGCCAGGACGCUCAACCCCUCCCUCAGAGCUCCAAGAGACCCUCAGGCUUCUGGGCCUGGCCAGGCUCCAGACAUGGAACGAUCUGUGCCUGAGGCACCUGGAUUCCCAGACAGAAGAGACCCCCAAUCCCAAGAGCCCACCAGGUGCUCCCACUGAUCAAGAGUCGUUGGCUUGCCCGUGUCCCCCCAGCGUGACCCCUGGCUCCCUAAGUGACCCACCUGCCAAUCAAGGGGAGAACCCCCAUCUCCAGCAAGCUUCCAGAACCCCAGCUGGCCUCCUGACUCCCUCCCCACCCAGCUUCCCUCCGAGGCCAGGGCUGGGCACCGGUUCCUGGGGACCCGCAGACCUGAAGUUUCGGGGCCGCCGGCUGCGAGCCCUGGGCAGUCAGGAGCCCGGCCUGGGCCAGGAGCUGGCCUCGGCCAAUGCACUGAGGGACCUGGGGGUGGGUACGGCAGGACCCAGCCUCCACGGACGUCCUCGCCCAAAGCCAGCCCCAGAUUCAGCAAACCGACCCCAGGUCUCUGGCACAUGCCAGAGCUGAGCUGAGUGACCCCCAUGGGAUGCCUUCGCCACUGCCAAGCUGGCCUGGAGUGUGGUCACAGCCCUGCGGGUCUCCUGAACCACCCACUGGCCCACUCCCUCCACACACAGGCCUGGUCCUCCAAAGAAAAGCAGCCAGCAGCGAGCUGGACAGUGAAGAGAUUGGGGUUGGGGCUGGCCCCAGACAAG